Messenger RNA from Leptopilina boulardi, 1847 nucleotides. RefSeq names its product cyclin-dependent kinase 9-like. The record is from RefSeq and is a predicted model, not a curated record. Lineage: Eukaryota; Metazoa; Arthropoda; Insecta; Hymenoptera; Figitidae. Gene Ontology annotation, molecular function: ATP binding; cyclin-dependent protein serine/threonine kinase activity. The coding region runs from base 271 to 1419 and encodes 382 amino acids. Gene Ontology annotation, cellular component: nucleus. Gene Ontology annotation, biological process: protein phosphorylation. The transcript is spliced from 7 exons.
AAACUUUCAUCCUCCCAAGUUUUUGUAUUUACCCUAUUUACUAUUAUUUACAUUAGUGAAACAAAUUAAAAAACAUCAAAUACACAAUUUUUGACAGUCGAAGUAUUAAUUGUUUUAUUUAUUUAAAGUAAAUAACGGAAAAACAUUAAUUAUUGUAUCUUUUGUGUGUGUAUGUGAAUUUUUAAAGCUAUCAUUAUAUUGAAAAGUAAAAUGUCAUUAAAAUAUUAUGAAAAUUGAUUCAAGAGUUAAAAAACUAUUAAAUUUAUCGCAAUGAAUAUUAAAGAAAAGGAAAAAUACAUUGAAGAAUUCAAUUUUCCUUUUUGUGAUGAAUCCAGUAAAUAUGAAAAAGUUGCCAAAAUUGGUCAAGGAACUUUUGGAGAGGUUUUUAAAGCCAGAGAUAAGAAAUCGAGUAAAAAAUUUGUGGCUAUGAAGAAAGUUUUGAUGGAUAAUGAAAAGGAAGGGUUUCCAAUAACUGCUCUGAGGGAAAUUAAAAUAUUGCAGGUUCUAAACCAUAACAAUAUUGUCAAUUUGAUUGAAAUAUGCCGAACGAAAGGCACCCCCGGUAAUCGAUAUCGUUCAACAUUUUAUCUGAUAUUUGAUUUUUGCGAGCACGAUCUCGCAGGAUUACUUUCAAAUGUAAACGUUAAAUUUAGUUUAGGAGAAAUUAAGCAAGUAAUGGUGCAAUUGCUUAAUGGACUUCAUUACAUUCACAGCAAUAAAAUUUUACAUCGUGAUAUGAAGGCUGCAAACGUUCUCAUAACGAAGACAGGAAUUUUAAAAUUGGCUGAUUUUGGUUUAGCUCGAGCCUUUAGUCCUAAUAAAAAUGGACAACCAAAUCGUUAUACAAAUCGGGUAGUAACCCUUUGGUAUAGACCUCCAGAAUUAUUAUUGGGAGAAAGAAAUUAUGGUCCACCUGUCGAUUUAUGGGGUGCUGGAUGUAUAAUGGCAGAAAUGUGGACAAGAUCACCAAUAAUGCAAGGAAACACAGAACAACAACAACUUACUCUUAUCUCACAGCUGUGCGGAUCUUUUUCACCUGAAGUCUGGCCCGGUGUGGAGUAUUUAGAUCUUUACUAUAAAAUAGAACUGAUUAAAGGACAAAAAAGAAAAGUAAAGGAUAGAUUAAAACCAUACGUGAAAGAUGCUUAUGCCUGUGAUUUAUUGGAUAAAUUAUUGAUACUUGAUCCGAGCAAGAGAAUUGACGCUAAUCAAGCGAUGGAUCAUGAAUUUUUUUGGAACGACCCAAUGCCCUGUGACCUCAGUAAAAUGUUGUCGCAAUAUACUCAAAGCAUGUUUGAAUAUUUAGCACCGCCAAGACGAUCUGGUAAUUUGAGGCAUCCAAAUUAUCAUAUUGCAGAAAGUAGCAAUAAACCGAGUACAAGUGUUGUCGAUGGUGGUUAUCAAGAUCGUGUUUUUUAGCAAAUUGAACAUGUUUUCUUCUACCAUCGAAUAUUUAAGGCCUUGGAUAAAAACGAUGAGCAUUUAAGGUACAAUUCUCAGUUGAGAGUCAAAAAGAAAUCAAUUUUUGUUUUUGCUAAAAGAAUUUUUUUUAAAUUACUUAAAAUAAUAAAACUGAGAAAAUUCAGUACAAAAAAAAGAAAGGCGAUUAGAGAUAGAGUUAAACAAAUUUUUCUAAUUUUUUUAUGAAAGUUUAAAUAGAAAUGAAGUUAAAAGUAGAAUUAAUUAUUUUUAUAUAUUUUUUACCUAUUAUUAAUUUAAAAAUUUCUUUUUUCCAAAAAAAGUAGUUUAUAGUAUAAUUUUUGGUAAAAAGUCAUAUUAUUAAAAAUUUUUUUUCUUCUGUUUUUACAAAACAAAUUAUUUAUUAAAGUAUUUAAAUUAUAUCCAAU